AUGUUUGGAGGUUCGAGGCGCCACCGGCAGGCCAGCCAGCCGUUAACCGCCGCAACUGCGAACCCGAACGCCGCUACCGCCGCUGCCUCAGCGUUCGCGCGACGCACAUCCAGUUCUUCCCUCUCGUCCGCUGCUGCCGCCGCCGCAUUACGGUCGCGGCCUACAACGCCCAUCAAUGUGGCCGAAGUACAGACGAAGCGUACACAAAAACGCAGCACAUCAGUGUCGUCACAUGGGAGCCAGGACACGCGACGAGGGCUACAGAGAUCCCCUAGUCAGAGCUCCAUGACCGAGCGAACGUUUCGCUCGCCGUCUCCGCACCGGACCCCGAUGACCCAUGAGGAUGCGCCGCCAGUCCCGACUAUCCCGGACGACAUGCGAUCUAUCACGAGCCAGAGCUCCUCUCACAAGAGAGCGACUAGCCUGCAGAUGCAGCCGUUCCGCGUCGCCAGUCAAAAGAACAAGGAGGGUGCCGGAUCAUGGUUUGGGGCCGCAGCCGAGGGCAAUUUGGCCAACGUCAGGAAGUCAGAUGCCCCAGUGCGCGUUACCUCUCCAGAGUCUCGCCCGGGAGCUGUAAGCCCAACUUCUUCUAUAAACUUUUCAUACCCGAGGAUGCCCGGCGCAUCGCCCCCGGCAUCACCAACCGUCGAGAGCAUGACAAUGACAGUUAGCCAGCGACUUGCCUCGCCCCGCCGAACAGAGUCGGUGAAUUCGCGAACGACGACGACCUCGGACCAAUCGCUUGUCUAUGACCCAAAUUCCAGGAGAAUGGUACCAAAGGUGGACCUGCUGGUAAGGGAGCAGAACGUUCGGGACGCUGCUGAAAAACCCGUCAAGAAGUCAAAGCAGCAGCAAGGUUUGGCAAGGAGCGGUUCUCACCUGGCCAAAGGUACCGUUGGUAGAGUACAGGGUUCUGCGAUCGCAUCUGAGGACGCCCCGUCUGUAAUUACGCCAAGGCAACAGCCGCAAGUUCGAGCUAUUACCGGCGCGCCCGAGCAAAAGACUUUGCAGAAUCAAUCGCAGAUCAAGGAAACUGCGCAGCCGGUCUCACUGUCAAGGCAGACACCGGAGCCUGCGCCGGCACUCGUACAGGAACCAGCUCGUUCACAUCCUGUAACUAACAGACUUUCCACAACUGUCGACACUGAGCCAGCUCAUCAACAGCCUGCUAGCAUUCCUGAAGCCGAGCAGCCGGUCGUCCGGGAUGUACGAAAAAGCGACGGGGCCACGAUUAUGCCGCACUCGGAACCUCGCCAAGGCGCCCCUAUUCUGGGAAGGAAACCAUCCACGGUGCGGGAAGAAUCCGAGGAUGAGUUGGCAAGCUCAGGCGAUGAGGCAGAACCCAUUGAACAAUCGGCUGCGCAUAGUGAUGUUGUUGAUGUUCUCGAAGCAGUACCCCUGAGGUUGUCGGCGCCUCCCAAACAGCCAUCCUUAUCGUCCGAAAGCACGGCUGUCGAGUCUCCAGUAAAUGUGUCAUCCCAAAGGCAAUCAAGUCCGCCGCACUUGAAGCAGCCCGGCAGCGUUAGGAAUGCACGUGCGCACUCGGCCAGUCCUGCAAGAUCUGCACGCUUUGCCCUUGGCCCAGAUCAACUGGUUAUUAGGCACGAGCCGCCUCCGAGAUCAGUCUCGCCCCGAAAGUCGGCUAUGAAACACUCGGCCAGUCCGUCGCGCGGUGCCUCACCUUCAGAUGACGGUUCUGAAGCUUCAGGGCCAAGUCGGUUUGGCAGCGAGGCUACUGCUGUGGAGGCACCGAUGCCACGUAAAAAGAGUGUGCGGGUCAGUUUUGACGAUGAGAACACCAAGGUCAUGGGACAACCUGCCCCGAAACCGGACCUCGACUCGCCAGCUCCUUCUAGUCCACAGCAGGCCAAACGGCAUUGGUAUAACCACCUGGGUAGGAACAGGAAGAAGGAUGUGGUAGCUCUUGAUGACGAUGAAGUGAUGAAGCCUCGGCCAGCUCUACCCUCGUUUGGCAGCGUUCGCGAGAAGAAGCCAAGAGAUUCUGAGGAAGAGCGACCCCUUGUCCGACCUCUCGAGUCCCCUUCGCCAUCCGGACCUGAUACACCUGAACGCAACCAAGACCGGCCAGUCCCGAACGGCCAGUCUAUCGAUCACAAUGUUGGUGCGAUACUCAGCCAGGAACAAACGGCCAGAAAUGCUGCGAACAUAUCAAGGUUCAGGGAGCCGUUGCCGCCCGUAGUCACGUCCUUAGAAGGUAACGGGUACUACUCUUCCAGCAGCACAACUAGUUCGGACGCCGAGGAUGGAGAGGAAGUUUUCCAAGACUCAGAAGUUGUUCAGGAGCCUGAAACUACUUUGUCCCCUGAACAGGUCAAGCACGAGAUUAUAGCUGCUCAUUCUGAGUUGGUCGACGAUACUCUCGCUGCAUCGAGAUCGACGGCGCCAGUCCUUGACAACAGCAAGAGCAAUAAUCGCAGGGACGAGGAUGUUCCUUUGAUAUCCGUCAUACAACCAACUCCAAUUCCGAAGGAGAUGGGGGCUAAUGGCUCUGCCAGCUUGUCAGAGCAAGGUUACUUCGAUGUUCCUGGAGGCUUUCCGGAGGACGAGAGCGAGGACAACGUUUCUCGUCGUACCCAGCCUGAAAUGGCCACGGCGUUGAACAAUCAACCAGCACAGACGACAGUAUCCAAUGGUGUAAACCAUUCUGCCAAACCCGAUCACCACCCAGGCCCUAUGGCAGAGUCUGAGUCAGAGGGUGAAAGUAUCUACAGUGACGCCUAUGAAGACCUCUCAGACGUCGACGGUGAUGGCUUCAUGUCUUUGAACGCUGUCGUCGCGUCGCCCGUUUCUGAUAAACUCUCUCACAAGCUUUACCAGAAGGCCAUGGCAAACCCAUCUCAGCAGACGCCCGAAGACUCUCAUGUCACGUCCGAAAACGUACUUGGUUCAACACAACCUUCCGCCAGUUCUCAGCAGCAACCUGAAGAUGACUGGGAGAAGGCUAAACUUUACUGGAGGGGACUGACAAGCGACAAGCGUAAGCAGCUGGAACAGGAAGCUCUAGAGGAGGCUGGGGCUGAAGGAGACCUCGAAGAGGUUGUCCAGCCUGUAAAAGUCAAGAGAAAGAAGUCUGUUCGAAAAAGCGACCCAGCUACACAACAGCAGGCAUCUGUCAAUCCAGAGCGGGUCUAUCAGAUUCAGCCCGGAACGAGAGCCAUCGACGAAGAAGAUGAAGAACCUCCCGCGACCAUGCGAAAGACUUUUCGAGGUCGACAGGGCCAAGAAACUGUAUCUACAAACGGAAAACUUCAGAAGACGAUGCGUGGCGGGCAAGCCCAAGCAUCGGCAAUAUCUGGCACAGGCAUGCGAAGGACACUACGAUCUGACACCUCGGGUUCCCAGAGUGCUCAACUAUCACAACCUGCUACUUCGGGUGGCAUGAAGAAGUCUCUGAGGCAGAACGGCUCUUCACCUCACGCAGGGUUCGCACCGCAACCUCGGGCGAACCCAGCAGUAGGCAGCCGGCCGGUCUCUCUCCAAGGCCCGCCUUCAAGCCAAGACACUCGGGCGAAGCACCUUUCAAUGGAUAACUCAAUGUCUAGUGUAGAGAUGGCGAAGGCAAUGCAAGCGACUCUCCGUCGUCGUGCAUCCGAUUCUAGCGAAAGCAGCUUUCGACGGGCCCGACCCAAGCAGGAGGGCUUCGGUUUCCGCAAAUCUAUGAGAACCAACACGGAGACCGACUCGCCGACAGCCGGCAGAAACUCGCGAUUCAGCCUCCGGUCGAUGUCUCCCCCAGCGUCACCCGUCUCGCCGCCGGUCAGCAUGGGCAACCGGACGACUAUUCGCAGCACAUUGCGCAGCGACUCCAGCGAUGGAAGCACGAAGCGCAUGCGCCUGCCCACUUUCGGAAAGUCGUCGUCCAAGAAGGCUGCUAGUAAGCCUGGCAAGAGCCGGUUUGGAGACUCAAGCGACGAGGAGGAUGCUGGACAAUCCGGAUUCCGCAGCCGCUUUGCCGAAUCUAGUGAUGAAGAUGAAAGACCACUUCCUGCACCUGCUGCUCACAGCAUGCCUAAGAGCAUGCGCGCGUCGAGUUCCGCCGCCGCCGCGGCCAUGAAGGUCCCUCCUCCUCGCCAUGACGAGAAGGCGGAAGACUCGCCGGACCUGCCUGACAGCAGCGAUGAAGAGGUUGUGCCACCGCCAGUACAGCAAAAGCCCGUCUCGCCAAGAAAGGUCUCAGGCGCUAAUGGUCGCCUUGUGAAGGCUCAAUCGGACGGGCAUGGGCUACACCGUUCUGGGUCUGGGCGAGGUGCGCUCGUCGAGACGUCUACAACGCCAUCUAUGGGUACCCAAGUGAUGUCCAGGCCGGGCAGUCAUCAACGCCGAGGCAGUCUCCUUUCCGUCCUCCGACGCAAGAAGGAUAAUGAAGUCGGCAAGAUCUCGCGGCCCCCCGCCGGCGAGAGUGGCGCUAGAAUGGACACCAAACUCGAACGCAGCGUCUCCGAGAUCUCGGCCAUCCGCGGGACAACCACGUUGCCGAAGGUACAGAAGCAGGCGACCCACGAUAACUGGCCACUCGUCGAGGCGAUUGACGACGAGAAGCGGCCCGUGACAGCAGACAACCACAAACCGAUGGACGCGUCGAGGCCGGUGUUUAUGAAGCGCCGAAGCACCAACCAGGUGCUCACUUCGGGCCUGCCCGAUGACCGAGAGGGCAGUGUCCAACUGGACGGCUCCGGCAAGAAAAAGAAGAAGUUUGGCACGCUCCGGCGGAUGUUCAAGCUGGACGACUAG
Molecule: messenger RNA, 4752 nt
Organism: Colletotrichum spaethianum
Lineage: Eukaryota; Fungi; Ascomycota; Sordariomycetes; Glomerellales; Glomerellaceae
Exons: 2
Coding region: 1-4752 (1583 amino acids)
Source: RefSeq, a predicted model, not a curated record